Messenger RNA from Musa acuminata subsp. malaccensis (wild Malaysian banana), 2304 nucleotides. RefSeq names its product two-component response regulator ORR26. The record is from RefSeq and is a predicted model, not a curated record. NCBI's taxonomy places the organism in Eukaryota, Viridiplantae, Streptophyta, Magnoliopsida, Zingiberales, Musaceae. Gene Ontology annotation, molecular function: DNA binding. Gene Ontology annotation, biological process: phosphorelay signal transduction system; cytokinin-activated signaling pathway.
GUUAACUGACGAGGCGCCAAUAUUCGUUACAAAAGGCUUCCCCCCUUUUGAGCCCUCUUUGACACCGAACUCUGCCCCCACCCUCCCUCUUCCCAACCCGAGAAUGGGGAACCCAUUGCCCUCCUCCAGAGCAGCCGAAGCCUUCCCGGCCGGCCUUCGGGUUCUGAUCGUCGAUGAUGAUCCCACCUGGUUGAAGAUCCUCGAGAAGAUGCUCAGGAAGUGCUCCUACCAAGGUCUUACCACAUGCAGUUUAGCAACAGAUGCUCUGCACAUACUUCGUGAAAGGAAAGCUAGAUUUGACAUUGUAAUUAGUGAUGUCAAUAUGCCCGAUAUGGAUGGUUUCAAGCUUCUUGAGCAUGUUGGACUUGAAAUGGAUCUGCCUGUCAUAAUGAUGUCCAUAGAUGGGGAGACAAGCAGGGUAAUGAAAGGUGUUCAACAUGGUGCUUGUGAUUACCUUCUUAAACCCGUGAGAAUGAAGGAGCUAAGGAAUAUAUGGCAGCAUGUUUACAGAAAGAAAAUGCAGGAGUUGAAAGAAGUAGAAACUCACAGUAUCGAUGAGGUCAUCAACAUCUUAAGAAAUGGAUCUGAAGAUAUUGAAGACAGACAUCUGAUAGAUGAAACUGAGAUGAGCUCCAUGAGGAAACGGAAGGAUGUUGACAACAAAGAGUUUGUUGACCAAGAGCUCAAUGAUCCUUCCACAGUAAAGAAGGCAAGAGUGGUUUGGUCCGUGGAUCUUCAUCAGAAGUUUGUAAAUGCUGUAGAUCAGAUUGGAUUCGACAAAGUUGGUCCAAAGAAAAUACUUGACUUGAUGAGUGUUCCUGGCCUCACAAGAGAGAAUGUCGCAAGCCAUCUUCAGAAGUAUCGCCUUUACUUGAGUAGACUACAAAAGCAGAAUGGAGGGACUUGUGGUGGAAAUAUGCAAUCUGACCACAUAAAUAAAACCAUCAAAGGAAAAUUUGGACUAAAAAGCUCAACAAACGUGCAACAAGAUUGGGAGCUUACCAAAUAUGCAUGCACAACUGAGAAUUUCCAGACUCAUGGGAUUGUUGCCAAUGCAGCUCAUGUGAGUGAAAUGAACAGAGUGGCACCUGCGCAAGUAAUAGCAAGUAAGAAAGCUUUAGUGAAUGAUGCUCAGUUAGGUCUAUUUCUUUCUUUCAAGGGCAUGCUGCCAAGCAUUAGGGAGAAGGCAUGCAAGCCUUUGCAUGAUGAAAGGCCAGUGAUGCAGCUCAUGCAGUAUCCAGAACAAGAAAACUACAGCGUAUUGGAAGGCUACUCAUGUUUGGCAAAUCCUGAUCGAGAUCAUGAGCCCUGUUUUGAUCAUUUUCCUUCUUCACAACCCUUAAUCACAUCAGCCACUUGCACAAAUGGUAAGGAUAUGAAAGAUCUCUAUGAAAUGAAACCUCUCCAGCCUGCUAUGCCUCCAAUGGCAUGCACGAUUGACUCGGUAUCUAUUCAAGUUAAACAUGGACUAGUUAACUUACAAGACACUGGAGCAAUUUGUAAACUAGAGGGAUCACCAAGCAUAGAAGAUUGUUACCUUGAUGAGACAUGCAACCAAGGGUGUUUUCCUCUAACAUAUGAGGUCAGUCUUAAAAGUAAGAGCGACUCGGAUUCUAUGCUUGAGGAUUUACAUCUGUAUUCUGUUCAGAAGCUCAGCUACUUGGAGAAUGUGAGUUGUACUGGCACAGAAAUAUAUCAGUACAUUGAUUCAGUGCCGAUUACUGAAGUCCAACGUAUUAACUUGUGCGAGGAUUCUGAACCCAGUGGUGAGUACUUAUAUGACCCGGUGGAUUACUCAAUUGAUGAAUACCUUUUUUCAUAGUCACUCCCUGCACUUCUCUUCAAACAUCUUUACUUGUCAGGAAGGAUACUGCCCUUGUAUCCAUAUUUAGUGCCUGUAAUGGUGCAUUUGCAUUGUGGGAAUCAGCAUGAUGGACACUAUGGGGACAUUGAUGUUCAUCCACUUAUUUUAAGGAUGUACUCUGGGCAGAAGUAUAAUAAUUUAUAUUUGAGAAACAUGUAAAGGAGGUUAAGUAAACUGAUGUUAGACUGUAGCUAAAUAAUCUUUUCUUAUCGCUCAAGCCCCUGACAUUGAUAAUAAGUCCAUCAUCAUUCUGCAUGUUUGGCAUUAUGAUACACAUAAACUGAGUCAAAAAACAAUCUCAGCUGCAGAAAAGAGGGGUUGCACAUCUUUACAUUUACUUUUAGUCCGUUCUGUUCUCUGGCAUGUCUAGUUGUGAAACAUUUUUUCUCAACUUAGUACGAUAUAUUUCCAGGAAAAUACGGCGAUUGUCUUCUUCUUCA